UCAGUAAGAACAGCAAAGACUGAUGAGCGAAGGACACAAAGAGAGAGAAGAGGAGAGAGAAGCCAGUGGGAAAAAAAUUGACGUGUGAGAGAGCAGCAGGUGGAUUGGACAGCAAAACUGGAUUACAGACAAGCAUUUUUUUAAAUCCUAUUUUUAAAGGAAGUUACUUUUUUUGUUCUUUGAUAGACAGCUAACCAUAACCUUUGCAGGCAGACAAAAAGGAUGGGAUGUGUAUCCAUGCUUUCUUUCGCUGCGGGUCAGAAAGUGGGUCAACACCUGAGAAGGAGCUGAAAGGAGCAGCACAACUGAGACAGUUUUGUCCUGCUGAAAGAGGGGAGAGACAGACUGAACUGGCUGGAGACACAAGACAUAAAAUGACAAAUUAUCAGGGAAUUUUAGAUCAUAUACAUUUAGUUUGAUAAAUACUGGAGGGAUACAUGGAUUGUCAGGUGGUUUCUAAUUUGUGAACAGCAUCAGUUUUACAUCUUGACAGACAAACUUAAACUGGUUUUACAGGCUACAUGUGGACUAAUUCAAGUAAACUGAUCCUACUGCUGGAAAUCUAGUCUGGUGACUGAGAAGUGGAGUUCACGUCUUUCCUAUGUCCCAGCAUUUUAAGUUCUUAUUCAACCAUAAAGAUAACCCAGCCAGUAUAUCUACAGUAUAGGAAGGUUUGUUUCUUCAGUCCACAGAAAGAGACACACACUCCACUGCACCUCCACCAUGCAGACCCCAGGACCUGAGCACGAUGACUCUUUUGAUUUCCUGUUUAAGAUCAUUUUGAUUGGAGACUCUAAUGUGGGGAAGACCUGUGUGGUUCAGAAUUUCAAGUCAGGGAUUUUCACAGAGAGACAGCAAAAUACCAUCGGGGUGGACUUCACUGUACGAACCGUGGACAUCGAGGGGAAGAAAGUGAAGAUGCAAGUGUGGGACACGGCAGGCCAGGAGAGGUUCCGUACGAUCACCCAGAGCUACUACCGCAGCGCUCACGGCGCCAUGAUUGCCUAUGACAUCACACGACGCUCGACCUUUGACUCAGUGACCCACUGGAUCAAGGAGGUGGAGCUGUAUGGGGCAGCCAACGUGGUGCUGGUCCUCAUAGGUAACAAAUGUGACCUGGAGCAGGAACGUCAGGUUCAGUUUGUGGAAGCCUGCAAUCUGGCAAAGGAGAAAGGCAUACUAGCUGCUCUAGAAACAUCAGCAAAGGAGAGUCAGAAUGUGGAAGAAGCCUUCAUGAUGACGGCCAGAGAGCUGUUGCUUCGGAACGGCCUUAAUGUCCAGCAGGGAGACGUGGAGAGCUCGCCUCGAGUUCUCCUCCGCGCCAACUCUCGGCCGGUCAACGGCGCCGUAGCUGCCUACACACCACCAGAUAAGAAGUCAUGCUGCUGAUAUAAGCUUCAGUGGGACAAGGAGGAUAAAAUGUGACAGCUGUCGGAAAUUAAGAAUAAGCAGAUUAAGUUGUACUUUUAAUCUUGAAUGUUGGGGAAGAGAAAUGAAAGAGGAUACAAAUAUGGAUGUGGAAUGUGGCUGCCAAGGCCUCAAGAACAAAGAAUGUUUCCAUUGAGGAAGUUUCGACAACUGUUGGAAAGUAUUGAAAAAUCAGUUCAGUGUACUUUUCCGUGACUUACCUGACAUGAAGACAUUUAGAGAAUGGGUCAGCUGGUGCUGCAAGGACGAGAAAGUCAAGGCUACAACCAGGCGUGUUUACCACUGAGACAAUAAGAGACAGUGAUGAGUGGCGAUGGGUGUGAUCAGUGUUGUGGUAAAGUUACAGUGAGCCAAUCUCAUUUAUAUCAACUAUAUCUGUACUUUCCUACACCAAUUAAUGUCAUAUAUGCAUAAAAUGCUGUGGGAUAUAUUUAAAUUAGCACUAGCAUAAAUAAUCAAAAUAAAAAAUAAGCAUUCUCAACAUCAGCCUCAACCAUGUUGUCUUUAACACACCCCAUUCAGUGGAAUGAGAACACAAAGAAUAACAUCUGGUGUGUGUUUUCACAUUGGAAUUGUUGUUCUUCUUGGAUUUUGUGCUGACUUCAUGCCUUGCUACUCCACUGAUAAGACUUUCAAUCUGGGAAAGAUCCAAAUGACCUCUUAUGUUACCUCUAUGAUGAGCUGUGAUCCCCUGCUGCUGGAUUAAAAUGCCCUGGAGAACCUACUACAAACCAGAAGGCUGUGAAUUAUAUAUAUUUUUUGUUUGUUUGACUUUUUUCCUGUGACAGUUGUAUGAAGAUGUCUUACGUUGUCACAAAUCAAGUCUGUAAUAGGCUGUGAACAUGUUCUGAUAAGUUCAUGUGAUGAAGCAGGGUGAAGUUUGACAUUUCAUGAGAAACAAAGGGUUCUGUAGGGGCUUUGAUUGUGGGUGUCACAUACAAAUGGGUGAAAAAUUAAGGGAGAAACCUCCACAAAGUGUCUUAGAAAGUCUCUUGAAAUCUACGUGAAGGAUUCUUCUAAAAGAUAUUCCCUCAUUUUCUUGUAUUGAUGACUGUGGGCAGAAUGUUACCAGUUAAAAAUCUCCCCAACUAAGCCGAGAUCUGGUGACUGUGAACACCACAGUAUAUGAUUCACAUCAUGUUCAUACUGAUUAAACCAUUCAGUGGCCUCUUGUCUGUGUGUAGGCGCCUGAGUUAUGUUUCUCCACUCUUUUGUGCACACUGUCUUUUAAAUUAUCACCUGUUUGUAUGAGAACUGGUUUGAGAAGGUUUGGGCUGUGGCUAAUUGAUGAUAACUUUAAGGACGCCUUCCUCUAAAUCAUUGUGAACACUAGAGGGCACUGUGCUUUUACACAUAACUUCAUAACUGCAGGUUGGAUGCCCCUUGCCUGAGACAAUAAAGAUCAACUUAAGUUAAAACAUCUGUGACUGCAUUAAGAAGCAAUUCACUAUGUUUACAUGCGACCCAGUAAACAGGAAAAAGUCGAAUCACCUCUUAGACUGAAUUAUGCCAAGAGCACUUCCUGCAAACACAACAGCCAAACUACAGUAACUGAGCUGACAAGGCGCCCAUCCAGGAUAUAAUCUUUGUGUGUUUAGUGCCAAGUUGGCAGGUCUUGUUUAAACACCGACCUGGAAGUCAUGUAGCUGGACUUGUACUUUCUGACACUGAGACAACUAAUCUGCCUUAAUUUUCAUUCAUUUAGUCAUGAGUGGAACAAUCGUUAUCCUUCCUCCAUCGAGCAACUCAAAAAUGACCAACCUUUGACAAUAAAACUAUUUUUUCCUCUUUAGUUUCAAUCUUAAUUUUAGUGACAAGAAGUUCUGCCAGGAGUUCUGUGCAUCACUUAGUAGAACACCUUUUCAGAAAAAAUAAACCCA
Toxotes jaculatrix (banded archerfish) is the source of this 3308-nucleotide messenger RNA. RefSeq names its product ras-related protein Rab-19-like. Bases 724 to 1389 code for a protein of 221 amino acids. The transcript is spliced from 4 exons. Lineage: Eukaryota; Metazoa; Chordata; Actinopteri; Toxotidae. Gene Ontology annotation, molecular function: GTP binding; GTPase activity. Gene Ontology annotation, cellular component: trans-Golgi network. The record is from RefSeq and is a predicted model, not a curated record.